GGCCUAAGAUCGGUGGUCGAGCACGUGGUUUCCAAUUUAAAAUUGAAUGAGCGCGAUUUUUCAAGCUAUUUCAUGGUUGUGUAGCUGUCUUCGUAAUAAGGAUAUAUUGCUCUCUAUGAAUCAUAUAAGAUCCUGUAACGCUCAUUAUUCUUACAUGAUGAGACAGUAUGCAACUCAAGUCUUUAUGUGUUUUGUGUAAAUAUUGCUGCUCUUGAAAACCAUAUUGAACGCAUAUUGUGUUGUAGCUGUAGGUAUGUUUACUUGUGUUUACUAUAGCUGAUAAAAACCCACUACUUGGGAGAAGACUCAGAGCAAAUAAUCCAACAGGCUCUCUUCAGAGAGUACAGAACUUUGGGUGUUACUCGAGGCCGAUAGUCAGUCGGUACGUUUGCAGUCCUGAGAAUUAGUAUUUAAGACGCUGCUCGGUGAACCGGUUUGUUUUGUUCCAUCAUUCCACAUUGCAGGCAUUAUAUAAAUAGAUAUACCCAUUGCUUUCUUCUGUCGAGUACCUUAAAAAACGCUACAUAGUGCAUUCAUUACUGGAAAUUAGAUAGCUGAAAUAUUAUAGUGCUUUGUGGUUGGACUAUUGCUGUUGAAAAGUGUUAGCUUCGUUGGUGCAAACAUAGUGCUGAAGUGUUCUUAUUAGAGGAAAAAACACAUCUAUUCUAUCUGUCUAGUGCGUAUGCUUUCUACGCUUUGUGAAUGGUUCAAUCUUAUCUGCCAAGGUUACAAUAUUCGGAAAGGCUGUGAAAAGUGAAAUCAUCGUCGUCAUUCAUUGACAUAGAGGCUACAAAUCGAGCUCUUCGUUUUGGAGAUUAGCAAUUCGAUUGCGUUGUCUGUGGAGUCGUAUCAGGCAAUACAUCAUCGUAAAACAUCUAAUACAUACUGCAAGCAGCACCACAUCAGACGUUCAAACAAAUCGAACAAAAAUGCUAUCGCACCUACUGAAGGGAAGUGCCAACGUUACCGUCAGCACCGGAAAUGUACUGAACGUGAGCGAUCUUCGGAAGAAAGCUGGCCAGAAACCAACCGAUGAGUUGGUGGACUGUUUGCGGGCGACAUUUGCGGAGGCGGAGGUUGUCGAGUCGGAUGGGAUUCAUGUGGUGACCCGGAAGAACAAUGACCUUUCGGAAAAGAUGAACGAACAUACGCGGACGGAUAUUAAAGUCGGCGCGAAAAUUUUCCUGAACCACUAUUCCGAAACCUGUCUGACGGAGGCUGUGGAGAAAUUGUUAGAAACCUUGAACGUAUCCUACCUGGACAAUCUGAUUUUGGCUUUCCAUCCGCGGGCGGUGGAAAGCAACGGCGGGGACGAAGUCAACGGAGAAGUGAAGGAAGGCGUCAUCGAGUGGGCUGUCGGUAGCGACAAUGCCGUUGGAAAUCUGCGAAAGCUGUGGAGCAUCCUGGAGAAGUAUUCGACGGAUAAAAAGAUUGGCCAGCUGGGCAUUGCGGAUUUGGAUGUGGACUCGUUGAAGGACUUGUAUGAGGGUUCUACAGUGCAUCCGUCGAUCACGCAAAUCAAUUUGGCUGCCUGUUGCGUGGUUCCUCCGCAGUUGCAGGAGUAUUGCAGCAAGAAUGAAAUUCAGCUGCUAACCCACAGUGAUCCACAAGAACUGCUACCGCGUCAAAUGCUGGACGAUUUGGAGCUGAGCGCAUACCGGGCAGCGUGGACCACCCGUUACCAGGUGCACAUCAAAUGCCGAGGGGUAUUGGCGGCCAAAGGCUUCAUCGUCAGUCUGUCUCAUAAGUAAUGCCGAAAAUCGCGAAUAUAUUUCUAUCGAAAACCAAACAUUCAUAGCAUCCAUGUGGAUAGGUCGAACGGUAUCCAGUAGGUUAGUUGUGGCUUAGCUUGCAUGAAACGCCAACCGGAUGCUUAACUAUCACUCAAACCUAGAACUGUUCAACGAAAACUUUAAACCGCUAAGAAUAUUAAUCAACCGACACGAAAGGUGAUAGUUAGCAGGAACACGCUUUCAAUGGCAUUAAUGUAUCGAUGUUUCGCACUAGUAGCAGGCAGCAUAAGCAAGAAGGGCACCCGCGCUUACAUUUCUGGUAAUCACUGUCAUACGCGUACAACAUUCUCACCAUUGUCGUAUACAAGUGAGCGAUGGCGAAAAUAAGUCGACACUGGAUCGCACUAUAUACGUAGUCGGCAUGUCGGGUUUGUGUCCUCACUACUUGUGUGUUCAAGGCGUCGUUGAAUGCAAACGAAAUAAGUUGUUUAAUGGAAGAAUAUAUACCUCUACAGGAAGUAUCGACGUUAACGAGCACUAGGUUGCAGUACUGUAUUUAAUACAAAAUUCAGAGAAGAACAAAUGUAGAAGACUAUGUGAUGUAGGCAUUAUAUACAACUAAUAAACUAUAUGAAAUAAGAUGGCAGAUAUACCACACGGUGGACCGAACAUGAUAGAACGAUAGGCUUAGGAAAGAGAAAUGCAUAUAAAUUUGAAAUACUUUUUAACAAUUAAUGGGCGAUCGAUAUAUAUUUUGCAUUGACGAUUUUGUUAUUUUUGUGGAGGUUAUGUUAAAGCAUUUCUUCUUAGUUGUCGGUAAGAAUAGUAUGGUUUAUGUAUCUUGUUUAUCACAUUGCAUUGUUAAUUUUGAAGGUUUACUUAUAUUUUAUGCUGUUCAAAGUAAAAAUAGAUAUAGACGAAAAGAUUGAAAGGAAUGGAAUAAAUGGCGAUUAUGCCUGAACGAAAAAAAA
Molecule: messenger RNA, 2704 nt
Organism: Aedes aegypti (yellow fever mosquito)
Lineage: Eukaryota; Metazoa; Arthropoda; Insecta; Diptera; Culicidae
Gene: Gclm
Product: glutamate--cysteine ligase regulatory subunit
Exons: 3
Coding region: 930-1751 (273 amino acids)
Biological process (GO): glutathione biosynthetic process
Cellular component (GO): glutamate-cysteine ligase complex
Molecular function (GO): enzyme regulator activity; glutamate-cysteine ligase catalytic subunit binding
Source: RefSeq, a predicted model, not a curated record